This is a messenger RNA of Eucalyptus grandis, 1410 nucleotides long. RefSeq lists its product as uncharacterized. Lineage: Eukaryota; Viridiplantae; Streptophyta; Magnoliopsida; Myrtales; Myrtaceae. The coding region runs from base 266 to 892 and encodes 208 amino acids. The transcript has 3 exons. The record is from RefSeq and is a predicted model, not a curated record.
CUCCGUGCCUUCGCCCCACGCAGAGGACGACCAGUCCAGUCAAAAGAUCGCACCUUUCAGCUCCGCCUCCACCUUCCUCGUCUUCCCUUUUAAGCCUCCCUUCGCUUCGCGUCCCCUCCUCAACUUCCCUCUUCCCGACGCGACGCGCUCCGACACCGCAGCAGCAGCAGCAGCAGCAGCGAAGAAGAAGAAGAAUUUUCAAAGAAAUUCAAGUGGGGCGGUCCGCAGUUGGGUUUUUGUUCCUGUUUUUUUCGUGGGGCGAGACAUGAUGGGGUUGUGGUCCAAGGAGGAGCGGUCGAGAAGGGUGCUGCGGGGGGUGAAGACCGUCUUCUUCCUCAUCACCAUGCUCAUCUCCCUCCUCCUCUUCUCCGCCCCGAUCCUCCUCGUCAUCGCCGACGCGCUCUUGCCCUCGGCCCUGCUCUCCGCCUCGCUCUCCCCCUCCUCGCCGUCCCUGCAGGACGGGCUCUCCGCCCACUUCGCCGACUACGACUUCCGAUACUCCCUCAUCGAUAUCCCCCUCGUGUCGAUCGUCAGAUCGGCUAUCAUCAUCUGUGUGUACAGCUUGUGUGAUGGACCGAGGCUUUCAAGAGGGCCGUACUUGGGAAUCACGACCGUUUGCUCAUUGCUGUCCCUGGCGUUUGUCUCGUUGAAGGCUUCCUACGUGCUCAGUGUACCGAAUACAAGCAGAGGAGGAUAUGCCAGAGCUUUGGAGAUGGCUCUGUUCAUGUCUUCUUGGCUUCUGGCGAUUGGCCAUGUCGUUGUGGCGUAUAAGAUCAGUUGCCGGGAAAGAAGAAAGCUUCUCGUUUACAAGAUUGACAUUGAAGCUGUCUCCGCUUGCAAGAAUGGGUUCCCCAGAUAUCAGAAGAUUCUCCAGGAAGAGAGAGAGAAAUGAAAGUUGAAAAAAAACAAAGGGUUGGUUGGGGAUUUGACAGGAGGAGGAGGAGGAGGAGACUAACACACACCCAACUUCUGAUUUUUCUUCCCAUUUAGCUCUGUCACGUUCGGACAGGAUCGGGUUUCGGGCAACUGGUUGAUCCAAACAAACGUUGACAAUUAGGUCCGCAGAGCUACAUAUAUUAAACAUCGUAAUGAAUGGCGGGCGACUACACGGGGGAGGGCCGUUGAUUUUGGUGCGCACCGCAGACGAAUCCAAGAAGAGGGAAGUCGGAUUCUGACCCUCAGGGAGUCAAAUCUAACAGGCGACGAGGCGGCUUUAGACACAUUCGCGAAAAUGACUCGGACGAACCACAUGCUCUGUACUGCACAUAGGGUUCCGUCAGUCAUUGUUAGAGUUCAUAGAUUUUUUUUCUUUAAUUUUUCUCGGUCCUAUCAAAUGUAAAGUCUGUAUAUUUGCUUAAAGGUGGAAGGGCUCAAAAUAUCAGUCCUAAAAUUUUUGUUUCUUUGUUCGAA